AUGGCCACACACGUGUGUGACAAAUGUGUCACCAUGCAAGAGGAAAACAGACUUCUUCGUAAUAAACUUGUGGACGAGAAUCAUAAGUUGAUCAAGGAGAAGAAAAUUACCGCUGAAUUACGUUCAAGUAAGCUCCUUGGGCUUGAAUUAAUAUUUUAAUACAAGAGACAUGGUCCCCACCACAUCAGAUCUUAUAUAUUAUAUAAUUUGUAUGCUGUAAUGAAUGUUUAUAAUGUCUGUUAUUGCUAACCUCAGUAUAGACUGCAUUUAUUAACUGUGAUAAUACAGUGUGUAUGCUAUAGACUGUAUUUAUUAACUGUGAUAAUACAGUGUGUAUGCUACUGUAGUUAUUGGUCACUAUAUGCCAUGCUGUAUGUAUUUUAUUAGAGAUUGAAUUCAUUGAAAUAGUAGAAAAGUCUGCAGGAGAAAACCCACAAAGCACCAGCGAGGAAUUUGAAACUGUUGAGAACUCAGAAAGUACAGAUGAUGAACCAUCUCAGGGAAGUUCUCAGGAAUAUGAAAUGGAAACAGAACUUGCAGAAGAGGAAUCUGAUCAAUCAUCCAAUAUCGAGACCAGGUAAAUAAGAUUAUAAAUUAUUACUAUUUGCUUUGGCAUUUAUCUUCUAUUAUAGCCCUUAGAUGACUUUGUUGCUGUGAUAUUUUCACUGGUGAACUAUCAAGCCUAAAAAUAUUUUUUGAAGGGUGCCAUGGAGAGUGGUGCUGUGGACUGACACCUCUGGACUGACACUUUUCACUAAUGCUGGACAUCACAAAUGUCAUAGUUAUACUAUAAUAAUAUAAGAAGCCAUGUUAAGAAAAUGAUCCACAUGUGUCCUGGUGGGACACAAAAAUAAUCCACAUGUGUCCUGGCCGGAUGUUGCAAAGCAAUGUCUGUCAGUCUUUGUGGUUACUUGAUCAGUGAAUCGGCCUCAACAGCCUUUGAUCAGGCUUGUAAACUAUACUGUUAUUGCCAUUCAAUUAACUUGUUUUACAUCCUGUCUUUUAGCACUAAUAAACCUAAUGGCAACCUUCAGACAGAGCCCAAAUAUGUAGUGUUCCUUUCCAAACUGUUACUGCUUUUUAAUAUUUGUCCAUCGUGCAAAGCUGAUAACCCACUGGUCGAAACUACUGAAUGUGGCACAAUGGUUACAGUACACACACAAUGUGGUAAUAAUGGAAGGAACCAAAAUAACUGCAGGAAACUUUCUCUUAAGUUUUGCAAUCUUGUUGGCUGGAGCCUCUGCAAGCAAAGUGCUGAGAGUCCUUUCUCAUAUGGGAUUGUCAUGCAUUUCACUGAGAACCUUCUACAAUCAUCAGAGGGUGAGAUUAACAUUCAUUGCUUUUUAAUGACUCAGUGCCUAACAUAACAGAACACUUGUGAUAGUUAAUCAUGAGUGGCCAUGUGCAGGCUGGUGUCAUCAAUCUUGUUUGUGUAUUAUUAAUUAACAAAUUUAUUCAUAAUAUUGUUUUACUUACUUGUCAAAUUUACAGUUGAUCUUGCCUUGUGUUAAUUUUUUUUAGUAGUUCUCCUUAUUAAACACAAGGCCUGUUCAACAGAAUGGCUUGAAAUUUGAUUGGAUAAAGUAAAUGAUAAAAGUCCAAUAAUAUUAUGGAUUGAUUUGAAUUUGGUUGAGGCUUUAUUUAUGAGACUAUUUCUCCAUAUAUACACUGUCAUGUUACUGGUAACUCAUUGCAUUGGUCAGCUGCGAUUUAAUUUUAAUUUAAUGUAUAUAAAAAUAAUUGAUGUUUUCCCCUUUGCAAUGUGCCCAUAUGCGCCCUACUUUAUUAUUUUACUCUGUCUAACACCAAAUAAUCUUAAUCAUUGGAGGGAGAGUGCUGCCACUCAAUGGAAUACUCAGACUGCCCAUGCACCCUGUUAACUGUUUACUGCCAUAAGAUUUUACUUGGCAGGGGGAUAGUGAUACCACUUGAUGGGUUAAUUCUUAUUCAUCUUUAUUAUUUUUAUGUGAAGGAUAAACUGUUUCCAGCUAUUCUGAAACAUUGGAAAAAAUACCAAAAAGCAUUGAUGGACCAACUAAAAAGCAACGAAGAACCUCUGGUAUUAGGAGAUGGAAGGCAUGAUAGCAUGGGGCAUAGUGCUAAGUAUUGUGCCUACACAAUAGGGAGCUUUAGAUUUGACUACGAGUACGACUACGAGUACGAGAUUCAUCAAGCUAAACGCAUGCUGUAUGCUUACGCCAUCCCGUACUGACGCUAAAAAGUAGUAGCCGUCGCCCAUCUGAGUACGAAAUUGUGGAGAAACCUCGUAGUCCUCACGACGACUUUUCAAAAAAAACAAAGAAAGUUGACUUAUUUUUGUUUUCCAAAAAUAAUUUGUAGCAUUUAUAUAGCGUUUAUCUGGCGCAAAUAAUAUAUAUUAGUGCUAAAUAUCUGGCCUGUUUUUAAUGUUAUGACUUAUUUACACGUUUUGUAGGGGAUUUUAGUCGGCAGGAGAUUUAGUUUAUGAAACUUUUUCUCUAGUUAUUGGUUCACUGUUAUAAAAGCAACAUUUGAAUGGAAACGAAAACGACUACGGUAAUUUCCUCGCACGCGAUCAAAUCUCGUACUCGUAGUCGUACUCGUAGUCAAAUCUAAAGCUCCCUAAUAUUUUGUUGCACAGAACCUGCUAUAAUUGAUUUCUCACUUGUCCAGGUAUAAAAACAAAAAAUGUUGUCCCCAAUUAGAUUAAAAAUAUAAAACAAAAUUCCUAACAGGAGUGUAAUUGCAUGCAAUGAGUCAAACAAUUUUAUUAUUACUUCUUAUUGUUAACAGAGGAAUGAAGCUGGUAGCAGUCAAGCAAUGGAGUACUUGGCAUUUCAGAAAUGCCUGGAUUUUCUGGCAGAGUCUGACUUCUCAUUUGAGGCUCUUGUCACUGACUGCCAUGGAUCAAUUGCCAAGCACAUGAAGGAAAAAGAACAGAAAAUAAAGCACUUUUUGAUUUAUGGCACCUGA
Paramuricea clavata is the source of this 2952-nucleotide messenger RNA. The record is from the annotation of a GenBank genome assembly. NCBI's taxonomy places the organism in Eukaryota, Metazoa, Cnidaria, Anthozoa, Malacalcyonacea, Plexauridae.